Molecule: messenger RNA, 5145 nt
Organism: Puccinia graminis f. sp. tritici CRL 75-36-700-3
Lineage: Eukaryota; Fungi; Basidiomycota; Pucciniomycetes; Pucciniales; Pucciniaceae
Product: 3-hydroxy-3-methylglutaryl-CoA reductase
Exons: 8
Coding region: 696-4259 (1187 amino acids)
Biological process (GO): coenzyme A metabolic process; ergosterol biosynthetic process; isoprenoid biosynthetic process
Cellular component (GO): endoplasmic reticulum membrane; peroxisomal membrane
Molecular function (GO): hydroxymethylglutaryl-CoA reductase (NADPH) activity; protein binding
Source: RefSeq, a predicted model, not a curated record
UCAACCUACUGAGCCUGUACUCUUCAUUCUGCUCGACCAACCCAAUCGAAACCAUCGUCACCACUCUCAUCAUCAUCACCCUAGCCUACUUCCAACUACUCCAAGCGAUCAAACACUCGGAAUUCUUGGAUAUCUCUCAUCGAUCUUCAUUCACCUACCCAUUCCAACCCACUCACUCGAUCAACGUAAUCCACAACAUCAACAACAACAACAACUGGCAACCCACCACCGCAACAACUCCCUCCAUCAGACUACUCAACCUCAACCUAGCCUUCUCCCCCUCCAGCCUAUCCUACCAUCCAUCACUCUCAUCGGAGAUCCUAAACCAGGCUGGAAACCAUCUGAUCCAACUACUCUCAACUACUACUACCAUCCAAUCAAUCGAACAGCAACAAGAACAACAACCCAUCUCAUACUCCAACCUAUGCUUCAAAUCCAACUCCACUCAGGGGGACCAUCAGCAGGAACUACCAUCCAACCUCCGAUCAUGCUUCAUCCAAAUCGACUCAACCUCAAUCAAUCUCCAUCAACCCACCCUCGCACUCAUCCUAGCCUUCCCCAUCAACCCCACCAUCCCUCAAUCCACACACCAACGAUGGCUCGACAACUUCCUCAGCAGUCUACCCCCCAACAUCCGUCUCCUCUCUCCCGGCCCCACCGCUGCUGCUAGGGAGGCCCACGAACGUCUAGGAGAGAUGAGGUCGAUCCGCUGGAUUGCCUAUGCUGCUCGCGCAUUCGUCAUCCGCUUCUGGCAACUCAUCUCCAAGGCCGAUUCUGCUGAUAUAUUCAUCAUGCUCAUCGCCUACAUGCUCAUGCAUCUUACCUUCUACAACCUAUUCAGAAACAUGGGCAAGUUGGGCUCAAAAUUCUGGCUAGGUGCUCUGACUGUCCUCUCAGCAAUCUUUGCCUUCAUACUCGCCCUGAUCACCGCCCACGUCCUAGGGAUCCGAAUUAACCCGAUCCUGUUAUCGGAAGCCUUACCAUUCCUGGUAAUCACAGUCGGAUUUGACAAGCCAUACGUACUAGCCCAUGCGAUCCUCAGCCGAUCCAACUGGCCACCCUCUCUCCGACAACGUGAACCGGUACCACCAGCAAGAGAUAUCGUCGUCGAGAGUAUCUCGAGGGUCGGCGUUCGGAUCGUCAGAGAUUACGCAAUCGAAAUCACCGUCCUCGGUCUCGGCGCCAUCAGCGGUAUCAACGGUCUCACUGAAUUCUGUCAGCUGGCUGGCCUCAGUCUUCUCUAUGAUUGUUUACUGUCCUUCGGAUUUUAUAUUUCCAUCUUGACAGUCUUUGUCGAGAUUCAUCGGAUUCAAGUCGUACGGGAACUUGCCAAAAACGAUUCGACCACCGAGCUCUCCAAGCUCUUGGAUGAUGGAGUCGAACCAUCAGUCGAGGUGGUCAAAGAACAGAUGGCCGAACAAGAAUCGAUCAGAGCCAAGCUAAUCAAGACCUUCAUGAGCGAUUCUACCACUCAACAGUCUGCCGAGAAGAUCAUCAUCGGAAGUAGCCGAGUCAAGCUGGCCCUGCUCAGCAUGUUUGUUGGCCUGCACACCCUCAACCUUUGUACCACUCUCACCCUUCGCACCGCCAUCACCCGUCACUCUUCACAUCCGCCCACCUUCUCACUCAACCAUCCCGGCAAUCUAUCCCAAGGAACCAAGGCCACCAAGCUUGUUGCUACUAACCCAGUCAACUCGGACCUCCAGCCGGAUUUGGCCAGCUUGGUGAUGGAUCAGAUCAAAAUCGAUCCGAGUGCGCCGAUCUAUGCGCGCGCACUCGAUAAACUAUCCAAGGAAAUCUCUCAGAAUGACAGUCAAUCGAAGUGGAUCGCCCAGCUCAGUCAGCCGAUCGAGAUGCGAGUCGCACGGAACUCGAGGUUCAGACAAGGAUCAUCACAGCCUGGGAAAUCAUCCCUGGUCUUCCUAGACGAACUGAUGUCUUCCUGGACCGAGUUCGUCGGCGAUCCGGUGAUGUCCAAGUGGAUCGUCAUCGUCCUUGCUCUCAGCGUCCUCCUUAACGCAUACCUCCUCAAGGGGAUUGCCAUCAGCACCGUCGAUCAGACUCGGAGGUUCAAUCACCGUCUCUCCAUCGAGCGGGCCCGUUUGAAAUCUGCAACCAGCGACGAGGAAGAGUCUAGCGAGAACGCCAGCGAGACCGACGCACUCAGUCCGGCCGAACGUGCCGCCCGGAUCAUGCUCGCUUCGACCAAUGCCGGCUCGCUCGCCGUCGAGGACGGCUCUCAGCACAGGGCCCGAAAGAACCCACCCCAGCACCAACGUAGAUGGAGCAGUGGGCUCAUGUUUACCGACCGAAAACAGAAGCCAGAUCUGAUUGUACCAGACCGUGGAGAACUGAUCAGUGACUCGUCCCUACCAAAGUUAGAGGUCUCCUCGGAAGGGGAAGUGCUCAGUAUUCGAGAGGCUCGAGGAACGAAGAGCAAGGCCGACCAUCACAACAAGCCCACCUGUCAGAGCUCGGUCACCCCGACCCUCAAGGGCUUUGGGGCGGCAGACGACAAGCCGUUGAUCUCGUUGCGGCUGAUCGACGAGUUUGGUCGACCGAAGACGGACGAGACGGAGAGCUCGCUCACCGACGGCUCUCGUAGCGAACCUGUCAGCGGCUCGACCACCGCCACUAAUACAGAAUCUAACGUCUGCGAUAGCCCUCUGCUGAUCGAGGAACCCGAAGAUAAAAUUCAGGAACCUCUCCCCACUCGCUCGCUCGAUGAAAUCCUUGAUAUCUUUAACGAUACCCUGCGUCGCGGCCCUUCUAAACUCUCUGAUGAGGAAAUCAUUCUGCUCGUUCAACAGGGUAAAGUCGCUGCUUAUGCAUUGGAAAAAUUACUUAAAGAUUUCUCUCGUGCGGUACGAAUCAGACGAGCGUUGAUCUCACGAGCAUCGUUGACGAAGACGUUAGAGACGAGUGGCUUACCGUAUUUACAUUACGACUACUCCUUAGUGAUGGGACAAUGCUGUGAGAAUGUGGUCGGCUACAUGCCGAUUCCUGUAGGGAUAGCUGGUCCAUUACGGAUCGAUGGGACCGCGUUUCCGUUGCCGAUGGCGACGACGGAGGGGGCAUUAGUAGCGUCGACCUCGCGAGGAUGCAAAGCGUUGAAUGCGGGCGGAGGGGUGACAACGGUGGUGACGGCGGAUGCGAUGACGCGGGGCCCGGCGCUGGAGUUCCCGGACCUAACCAUGGCCGCACAGGCGAAGGCGUGGGUCGAAUCAGAGGAAGGAAGAGUGGCACUGAAAACCGCCUUCGAUUCUACCUCCCGAUUCGCCCGCUUAAUCUCGCUCAAAACCGCGCUUGCGGGCCGGACACUUUACGUCCGCUUCGGCACUCGCACCGGGGACGCUAUGGGCAUGAACAUGAUCUCUAAAGGCACCGAAGCGGCGCUCAGACUCAUGAAAUCUGAGGCCUAUUUCCCUCAGAUGAAGGUCGUUAGUCUCUCCGGUAACUAUUGCAUCGACAAGAAACCCUCGGCUAUCAAUUGGAUCGAAGGCAGAGGCAAAUCCAUCGUCGCUGAGGCCGUCGUCCCCGGACAAAUCAUCCAGAAAAUCCUCAAGACUUCCGUCAAGGAUAUCGUUAAAUUGAAUAUCACUAAGAACUUGGUCGGCAGUUGUUUGGCUGGUUCGAUCGGUGGUAAUAAUGCUCAUGCUAGUAAUAUCUUGACCGCUAUUUAUUUGGCAACUGGACAAGACCCUGCCCAGAAUGUAGAAAGUUCGAAUUGUAUGACCCUAAUGGAAGCGGUGAAUGAUGAGCAAGACUUGUUAAUCACAUGUACGAUGCCGUCGAUCGAAGUGGGGACGAUAGGCGGGGGGACGAUCCUAGGUCCGCAAGCGGCGAUGCUCGAGAUGCUCGGGAUCCGCGGGCCGCAUCCGACUGCCCCGGGCGACAAUGCCCGCCAGUUGGCACGGAUCAUCUGUGCGGCGGUGAUGGCGGGAGAGUUGAGCUUGAUGAGCGCGCUUGCUGCUGGUCAUUUGGUGGAGAGUCAUAUGACUCAUAAUCGCUCGGUCCCCCCGACCCCUCAGAUCCAGCAAAGUCCAUCAACCAGCAGAUCCGCUUCUCGCAUCGGCUUCACUCCUACCACCACCACUACUGCUCUCACCGCGACCCCUCACUCCACUCACAAUAGCAGCAACCUCUCGUCUUCUAUGUCUACUACUGUUAUCUCGAGUUCUAUGAGCAGUGCAAAUCCUUCUCUGUUGGGCUUGGCUUCUUCUAAACGCGAUCAGAACCUGCUCGCGGUCAAUGAAUGAACACUUCAUCCUGAUCUUGCUCUCGUCUUCAAAAAAAUAAAUUUAAAAUCUUCCUUGCUUCUUUCUCUCUCUCUCUCUCUCUCUCUCUUUUUUUUUUUUUUUUUUCUCUGGGGCUGGGGCUUUUGUUGCAAUCCGUCCGGGCGUGGGGCUUGAAUAACUUUUUUCUUCUUCUUCUUCUUCUUCUUUUUGGUGGCUUUUAUGAUCCCAUUCGUGAUCCUGGUCUCUUGUCUUUCUUGUUCCCCCCUCCCUCCCUUUCUCUUUCUUUCUUUCUUUCUACACACACUUAAAGUUUCCCCCUUUUUUUUAUUCUUUUUUUAUCUACCAAAAAAAAAAAAUGACUUUUGAAAAAAAAAGAUAAUCUAUGGUUUUAUCAACCCUGAAUAUUUCAUAAUUAUUACUGAGUCAGAUCUUUCAUCUCUCUAUUUCUUUUUUUUGGGUUGGGUUGGGUUAUGAUUUGACAUAACAAAAAUGAUGAUGAUGAUGAUGAUUAUAUAGUAUAUACUUGAUCAAGCCCUUGUCUGAUCACCAUUGUUCUUAUGUUGUUGGCCCCUCCUUUCAUAAUGACUUUCACUCUCUCUCUUUCUGUUCUUACGUACAACAAAACAUGAUGUGUGUUGCUCAUAUAGAUAGAUAGAUUCAUACAUACAUAAUCAGUAAUCAUAGGUUUCUAUGUCUUUUUGCGGAAGCAGAGGGACGUUGGUGAGGGGGGUUGUGAGACUAUAAGGGUUGGGUGUGUCUUUGUGUGUGUAGUGCAGGUGUCUGCUAGUGUCUGCUUGUUUGGAAACUUGUGUGCUUGUAUGUGGGUAUGUAUCUAGUGAUCCAAUGAUGGGUCCACUUGGAGGUACACCCUGACACGUGUGAUAGCACUCACUACACCAUCAUUCUG